Molecule: messenger RNA, 364 nt
Organism: Poecile atricapillus (Black-capped chickadee)
Lineage: Eukaryota; Metazoa; Chordata; Aves; Passeriformes; Paridae
Product: feather beta keratin-like
Exons: 1
Coding region: 11-364 (117 amino acids)
Cellular component (GO): intermediate filament
Molecular function (GO): structural constituent of cytoskeleton
Source: RefSeq, a predicted model, not a curated record
CACCACAACCAUGGCCUGCAACAACCUCUGCCGUCCCUGUGGACCCACCCCGCUGGCCAACAGCUGCAACGAGCCCUGUGCCCUGCAAUGCCAGGAUUCCCGUGUCAUCAUCGACCCUGCCCCUGUGCUGGUCACCCUGCCAGGACCCAUCAUGACCUCCUUCCCCCAGAACACCGCUGUUGGAUCCACCUCCUCGGCUGCCGUGGGCACUGAACUCAGUGUGCAGGGACAGCCCAUCUCUGGUGGAUUUGGUGGCUUUGGCUAUGGCCUUGGCUAUGGCCGUGGAUUUGGCUAUGGGCUGGGCUGUGGCUACGGGCUGGGAGGCCUGGGCUGCUAUGGCAGAAGGGGUGGCUACAACUGCUAA